Molecule: messenger RNA, 2056 nt
Organism: Sorex araneus (European shrew)
Lineage: Eukaryota; Metazoa; Chordata; Mammalia; Eulipotyphla; Soricidae
Gene: OLIG1
Product: oligodendrocyte transcription factor 1
Exons: 1
Coding region: 137-931 (264 amino acids)
Molecular function (GO): protein dimerization activity
Source: RefSeq, a predicted model, not a curated record
GACAGGCCUGCCAUCGGCUCCCCGCGCGCAAGUCCGCGGGGAGGGCCGGCCUGCCGGAAGGCCCACCCCGGGGCGUUCCUGCAGGGCGCCUCGGGCCGCCCCAGCGCGCCCCCCCUCCCCCGCCAGCGCCCCCCAGAUGUACUAUGCGGUUUCCCAGGCUCGCGUGAACGCGGCCCCCGCGACCAUGCUGCGGCCCCAGCGGCCCGGAGACGCGCAGCUCGGGCCGUCUCUGUACGAGCUGGUGGGCUACCGCCCAUCGUCGUCCUCCUCGACCUCCGCCGCCUCCUCCACGACGGCCCCGAUCUUCCCCAAGGCGGCUCGCGAGACGUCUGAGGCGGCCGCCGAGUCGCCGGGCGCGGGUGGCGGCCCCCGCGCCGACGCCAAGGACGCGCAACAGCAGCAGCUGCGGCGCAAAAUCAACAGCCGCGAGCGCAAGCGCAUGCAGGACCUCAACCUGGCCAUGGACGCGCUGCGCGAGGUCAUCCUGCCCUACUCGGCCGCGCACUGCCAGGGCGCGCCGGGCCGCAAGCUCUCCAAGAUCGCCACGCUGCUGCUGGCCCGCAACUACAUCCUGCUGCUGGGCAGCUCGCUGCAGGAGCUGCGCCGCGCGCUGGGCGAGGGCGCGGGGCCCGCCGCGCCGCGCCUGCUGCUGGCCGGCCUGCCCCUGCUCGCCGCCGCGCCGGGCUCCGUGCUGCUGGCGCCCGGCGCCGUGGGGCCGCCCGACGCGCUGCGCCCCGCCAAGUACGUGUCGCUGGCGCUCGACGAGCCUCCGUGCGGCCAGUUCGCGCUCCCCGGCGGCGGCGGCGGCGGCGGCGCUGCGGGCGGCGGCGCGGGCGGCCCGGGCCUCUGCACUUGUGCGGUCUGCAAGUUCCCGCACCUCGUCCCCACCGGCCUGGGCCUGGCGGCCGUGCCCGCGCCCUUCUCCAAGUGAGCACCAAGGGAGCACCACUCCUGGGCACGGCGGCCGCUCAGCGCGCAGCAGCUCCGCAUCCUGGGCCACUCGGGAGAGGUGUGUGUGUGUGUGUGUGUGUGUGUGUGUGUGUGUGUGUGUGUGUGUGUGUGUGUGUGUGUGUGUGUGUAAUGGGGGGGAGUGGGGAACCCCCACCAGAAGCGCAUUUGGAACCUUCUCUCCCCAAAGAAGGGACAGUCUGGCACCGCUUUCCCCGACGCCACCCCGGUGAGACGAGCUGAGCGCCGUUUGGGGGUUCCUGGGUAGAUUCCAGCUGCGCCAGGCAGCAAGGGCGCGCUCGCACCCCCACACCCCACACUCACCCGGCGCGAGGGUCUCCUGGCUCCCGGACGGUUUCCCCUCCCCAGGGGAGAGUGGAUUUUACCCCUCCCGCGUGCAGCGCGCUCCAGGAGCCGUCGGGGCGCAGAGGGCUGGGCCCGGGGAUACUGAAUGGUCUGGUGCUCGGCUCAGGCGCACGUUGUCCGGGGCGGACAGACAGACUCGAGGACAGUCCCAGCCAGGGCCCCGGGCGGGCCGGCUCGGCCGCGGGCUGGAGAGCAAAGUUUGGAGCGUGGAAGCUGUUGGCUGAUUUCAGGGACGAUGAACUCGGAAGCGCUGAGAUCGACGGUGUCGAGACCCCGAGAGUUCCAGUUUGGUCGCACCUCCCGCCUCCGCCCCUUCCCCAGCGAGGUAGCGUCGCCCACGUCUGAGCUUGCUUCAACGCAAACGCCCGCCCCCCGCGCGCGCCCGCACUGUUUCCGCAGAUCCGCUCCCGGAUUCCGAAGACUGGGACCCGAAGCUUUCCGGAAUUGCAAAGGGACGAGGAGUGAAAACGCCGGAGGAGGAUAGGGGGGGGCCCCCACCGAGUCCUGGGUCCGGGGCGCUGCGGGCAUGUCUCCAGGACGCGCGCGCCGGGUGGCCGCGCGAGCCGCCUCCGCACCCAGGAGGGUCUCAGAGCUUGCAGCUACUUGCUUUGAUGUGUCCUUUGCAAGUUUUUCGGUUCUUGACCUUAGCCGAAACUUAACUGGCAGGUGAUCCGUGUCUCUAACUAUUUUUCUCUUUGCGCUCUGGCGGCGCGCCCGCGGAAUAAAAUACGUAGAGACCUGA